AUUUCGUGUCCACAUCCGGCGGCGGGAGAUCCCAGAAGCCUCGUUGCUGCAGUGAAAAGGCGCUGCUGUGACUUUGAGGCCGUGUUCACAUGUUUGAAUCUGAAGCUUGUCUGUCUGCAGGCUUACAGAUAAUAUCUGAUCGGUCUGUUAAAGUCAUCAGAGCUGUCUGUGCAGCACAGACAAGAUGUUGAGAAGCGCCUCAGCACAGUUAUUCAGACAGGUGGUGAGAUACAGGAGCACAGACGCCACCCUCGUCCUGGAGAGAUCGAUAAACCGUGUGCAGCUGUUGGGCCGAGUGGGUCAGGACCCGGUGAUGAGACAAGUGGAGGGUCGUAACCCCGUUACCAUCUUCUCGCUAGCGACCAAUGAAAUGUGGCGGUCUGGAGACGGGGAGACAAACUCACCAGGUGACAUCAGUCAGAAGACGACGUGGCAUCGUGUGUCUGUGUUCAAACCUGGUCUGAGAGACGUGGCCUACCAGUACGUCAAGAAAGGGUCGAGGAUUCUAGUUGAAGGGAAACUGGAUUAUGGGGAAUAUGUGGACAAGAACCAAGUCAGACGUCAAGCCACCACCAUCAUCGCAGACAACAUCGUCUUCCUGAGCGACAACGUCCGAGAGAAGGUCUGAAGCACCCUCCUCUACGUCUCCACCCACCAAGACAACUUUUUGUAUUCUCCUGUUUGUACAAAACUAAAACUGAGGACCUGAACGCCACCAAAUAGAGGAAGUGACUUUCCCAAAGAAAAGGAGCGGUGACAGAAUACGCUGUAACGCUGGUCACGUUUGACUGUGGUGCCUCCUGUAGACCUUGAGGCAUCAGGAGAAGCAGAAGGAGCCCAUGUGUAGUAUAAAUACACUCAGUGAUUAUGAUUGUGCUACUUGUACAUAAACAUUACAAAGACACAGUUUGAGCCCUUUCACGUUUACUCAAGUUUUAAGAAGUGGAAAUACAGUGAGAGAGACUUCACAGUUGGAGGAGUCAGUACAAGAUGUUGUAGAAGUUGUAACUCUGUUAAGAGCAGCUCUUAUUCCUGCCGAGGAUCAUUAACAAGUUAUUGUUUUCUUCUUUGUGUCAGUUGAGACUCUUUACUUUUUCUUCACAUACUUUUUUUAAGAAGCAUAGAAAUACAAAAAAACAGUGGAACAAUUGGAAAUAUGUCACGUAGACUCUAAACUCAGUAAAUCACAAGUUGUUUCUUGUGAGAACUUUUCAAAGCCCCCUAUUACAUGUAUGUGUUGGGGACUAUUUGCAGCUGCAGAUAAAUCAUGGGAUUUGUCGCCAAUAAUGAACACACAGAUCACCAACAGAUUUAUCCCUCAAACAAAUUAAAGUAUUUGUUCCUUCUUGUACUCAUCUGACUUGUCUCUGUGUUAAUUUUCAACUCUGUCAUGCACUUCUCUUUAUGCAAAUCAAUCAUGACUGAAGGUUGUUAAACUGCAGAGAAAUGUGCAGAACGCAAAUUUAGUGGAAGCACCUUCAAUUGCAUUCACAUUUUUUCCUGCUCAUAUACCUGAGUUGUGUAGUUAUACUUUAAUAUUAAUGUAUGUAUUUGAUGUUCCGCUCCUGAUUUCUGCUUUGUCACUCUCUUGUCAGUUGUUAUCACACGUAUCUGUUUGUCAUUUCCUUCCUGAGUAGUGACUUGUUGCUUUCAGCUCAGCACUGCAGGUUUAUGUCUCUGUAUCGUUUGCUAUAAUAUACCUUUUUUUUUUACCCCCCUCACAA
Epinephelus moara (kelp grouper) is the source of this 1724-nucleotide messenger RNA. RefSeq names its product single-stranded DNA binding protein 1 (gene ssbp1). Bases 185 to 628 code for a protein of 147 amino acids. The transcript has 7 exons. Gene Ontology annotation, cellular component: mitochondrial nucleoid. Gene Ontology annotation, molecular function: single-stranded DNA binding. NCBI's taxonomy places the organism in Eukaryota, Metazoa, Chordata, Actinopteri, Perciformes, Serranidae. Gene Ontology annotation, biological process: positive regulation of helicase activity; mitochondrial DNA replication. The record is from RefSeq and is a predicted model, not a curated record.